AUGAUCACCGUCUGCCAUUACGAAUGCGAAUCUUGCAAUCGGUACUUCGGGCAAGACUCGAAAUAUGAGCAGCAUCUCGUCCAAUCGCCUUCCCAUCAUUAUUGCAAGCCAUGUCGAAGGGAGUUCGUAUCAGCGAGAGCCAUGCAAGCUCACCUUAAUCAAUCUGAAAAGCACAUGGCCUGCAGAUGGUGCCAUACCCCCGUUGGCAACCUUCGUUUACACAAUGAACAACAUCACCAGCAAUGCCCGAGAUGUAAAAUAUGGUACUCUGACCUGAAGGCGCUUAAGAACCAUUGUCUUGAUGAUCACUCGGAUGUGUAUUGUGCGCCAUGCAGAACGCUGUUCACGCAACCCAACAACAUGAUCAUGCAUCUCAGAUCUUCGACUCACCAACCGAAGAAUGCGAAAUGUCCUCACGAUGCUUGUGGAAAGACCUUUGUCAGCCCAUCAGCUCUGAUUGCGCAUUUUGAAGCAGGCACCUGCGCUUCUGGAGUGGAGCUAGAAGACGUAGAUGAAUACUUUGGCCAUCAUAUCGACCGUCAGCAAUUGUUCGUAAAAAAAGAAUUAAUCUACGCUCAACGCACUUGGAAAAUCCCAUCCAAUCAUCAUGGCCCGCUUCAAUGCCCGCUUUGCAAGAAACUUUUCGACCACGCCGGCCAGAUCGCAUUCCAUCUCAAGUCGCCCAGGCAUAAAAACUACGGUCGCAAGCCGUACACCUGUCCUUCCGAGCGCUGCGGUCAUGCUACUUUUUACUCCCUAAGCAGCUUAUUGUUGCACCGAGAGACGCGUACUUGCGAGAUGGGUUAUCGAUACGAACUUCCUAAACUACUUGAUCGAUUAUACGGCAUCAUAUCACAGCUCUAG
Puccinia triticina is the source of this 864-nucleotide messenger RNA. RefSeq lists its product as uncharacterized. The record is from RefSeq and is a predicted model, not a curated record. Gene Ontology annotation, molecular function: DNA-binding transcription factor activity, RNA polymerase II-specific; RNA polymerase II transcription regulatory region sequence-specific DNA binding. The transcript has 2 exons. NCBI's taxonomy places the organism in Eukaryota, Fungi, Basidiomycota, Pucciniomycetes, Pucciniales, Pucciniaceae. Gene Ontology annotation, biological process: regulation of transcription by RNA polymerase II. Gene Ontology annotation, cellular component: nucleus. The coding region runs from base 1 to 864 and encodes 287 amino acids.